AUGUGUAGGCUUUGUUAUCUCAAUACCAUUGAUGUUUUAACAUCAUUUUAUGAUCUCAAUUAUCGUAUUAAUCGCACAAUCACACAGUACCGACAGCACAUUAGUCUCUUAUCUACAUCACUCAAGCAAAUAAAUCUAUUUUUCAAAAAACUUUUACCAUUAGAAAAGAAUAGUAUACACUCGUUAACGAUUCGUGAUCAAUUUGUACAAUCUAACCAAAUUAAAUCGAUUUUGAAUAUUAAAAAGCAAUUUGAUUUAUUUAAUUAUGAAUCUCAAAGUCAGUACGAUCUGUUUUAUGAUUUUGAAUUGAUUCUAUUACAAUUAUGGGAUUUACGUGAUUUGAAUAUAGACUGCAUGGUUAGUACACUGAGCCAGCUAGAAAAUUCUAUAUUUUCAAAUCAACACAAAUUAUUAACAAAAGUAUCAAUAAAAACUAUAAAUCGUUUUAACUUCAGAGGCCAUUGCCAACUCUUUAAUCCCUUUUUACUCGAUUUGACACUAGGAUUGAUGAAUAUCAACGAUCUUCUGACAUUAUUUAAAAUAGUGCCUAAUAUUCAACGUUUAAACGUUGAUAUUUAUCACUGGUCCAGUUUCUACUGUCCACUUGAACACAGGCGAUCAUUAUCUAAUGUGAAAUAUUUUCAAUUAAAAACAACAAUUUAUAAACACGAAGCAUCUGCUAUUAAUAUUGUUACACUUCUCUAUGGUCUACCGUCAUUAACGCAUUUAUCUAUUAUUCUCUGGACUGAUAUAAAAUGUUUCGUGAAUGGUCAAUUGUGGGAAAAUAUGUUUAAAACUAGACCAACAUUAACAGACUUUAAAUGUUUUUUCACUGUUGAUAUCAACAAACAAGCAUUGAAACCUAAACGAAUCUUAGAAUCAUUUUCUACUACGUUUUGGCAAGACGAAAAACAAUGGUUUUUUAACCUCGAAACGGAUUCUGAAUAUGAUUUGAUUUAUUUCUACACACCAUCUAUUGAAGAUAAUAAUUUCAAAAUAUAUGGUACAUUGUCGAAUGUCCAGUCAACAAAAGUUCUAAAUGUCCAAGAAAGAAAUUCAAAUCUAUUGCAAACAUUUAAUCAUUUUUUACAGGCAUAUAUCUAA
This is a messenger RNA of Didymodactylos carnosus, 1104 nucleotides long. Lineage: Eukaryota; Metazoa; Rotifera; Eurotatoria; Philodinida; Philodinidae. The record is from the annotation of a GenBank genome assembly.